Messenger RNA from Octodon degus (degu), 1245 nucleotides. RefSeq names its product interleukin 10 receptor subunit beta (gene Il10rb). Gene Ontology annotation, molecular function: protein binding; interleukin-10 receptor activity. The record is from RefSeq and is a predicted model, not a curated record. NCBI's taxonomy places the organism in Eukaryota, Metazoa, Chordata, Mammalia, Rodentia, Octodontidae. The coding region runs from base 78 to 1190 and encodes 370 amino acids. The transcript has 7 exons.
CGGAAGCGGGCGCAGCUGGGCGCUGGAGCCCGCGGUCGGGGCGUGUUUGCCGCGGCGCCCCCGGCGCCCUCUGGGCCAUGGCGCGGAACCUCGCGAGCUGGCUGGGCGGAUGCCUGCUGGCGUCAGCACUGGGGGUAGUGCCACCUCCUGAAAACAUCAGAAUGAAUUCAGUUAAUUUCAAGAACAUUCUACAGUGGGACUCGCCUGCUUUUCCCAAAGGGAACCUGACCUUUACAGCUCAGUACCAUAGUUAUAAGAAAUUCCAAGAAGUGUGCAGGAGCACAACCUCCACGGAAUGUGAUUUCUCAAGUCUUUCCAAGUAUGGUGACCACACCUUGCGAGUCAGAGCAGAGUUCACAGAUGAGCAUUCGGACUGGGUAAACAUCACUUUCUGCCCCGUGGAGGACACUGUUAUUGGACCUCCUCUAGUGCACAUAAAAGCACUUGCUAAUUCUCUACAGAUGCGUUUCUUAGCCCCUCAAAUUGAGAACGAACCCCAUACAUGGACCAUGAAGAAGAUUUAUGACUCAUGGGCUUAUCAUGUGCAAUACUGGAAAAAUGGCACUAAUAAAAAGUUUGAGGUCACUGUUCAGUAUGACUUUGAAGUCUUCAGGAACCUGGACCCAUGGACAACCUACUGCAUUCGAGCUCGAGGGUUUCUUCCUGAUCGGAACAAAACUGGGCGGUGGAGUGAGCCUGUGUGUGAACAGACAACCGAGGAUGAAACAACCCCCUCCUGGCUGGUAGCCAUCAUCCUCAUAGCCUCAGUCUUUGUGGCCUUUCUUGUGCUUCUGGGAUGCUUUGCCUUGCUGUGGUAUGUCUACAAGAAGACCAAGUACACCUUCUCACCUGGGAAUUCGCUUCCUCAGCACCUCAAAGAGUUUUUGGGCCACCCACACAACACACUUCUGUUUUUCUCCACCCCACUCUCUGAUGAGAGUGAAGUGUUUGACAAACUAAGUGUUAUUACAGAACACUUGGAAGACAACAAGCAGAAUGCUGGCGACAGUUGCAGCUUUGAGGCCCCGUCUGGACCAGGACCCCCAGAGCCACUUUUCAAGGAAGAAACCCACUUAAUGGAACACAGCGACUCCACUCCCCCCAUAUCUGCCCCAGAACGUGUUCAGCAUGACCACCUGAGCAAACACGAAAUCUACAGCUGUCAGACAGUGAACGUGUCCAAAAACUGAAGAAGUAGGUUGUAGCCAGGCAUGGUGGUGGUGCAUACUUAGAACCCUAGCACUC